Sciurus carolinensis (gray squirrel) is the source of this 210-nucleotide messenger RNA. Its product is annotated as thymosin beta-4-like. The record is from RefSeq and is a predicted model, not a curated record. The coding region runs from base 1 to 210 and encodes 69 amino acids. The transcript has a single exon. Gene Ontology annotation, cellular component: cytoplasm. Lineage: Eukaryota; Metazoa; Chordata; Mammalia; Rodentia; Sciuridae. Gene Ontology annotation, molecular function: actin monomer binding. Gene Ontology annotation, biological process: actin filament organization; regulation of cell migration.
AUGUCUGACAAAGCUGACGUGGCUGAGAUUGAGAGAUUCAAUAAGCAGCAUUUGAAGAGGGUGGAGAUACAAAAGAAGAAUCCACUGCCUUCAAAGGAAACAAUUGAACUAGAGAAGCAAACCGAUGAAUCACAGCAAGGCAUGCAUGCCAAAAUGCAUUGUACAUUCCUCAAUCAUCGCCUUCUUAUUUUACUUCUUUUAGUUAUUUAA